ACCAAAUCUAUGUCCGGUGAUGACGGUAUAUCCGCUUGACUAUCCUUUUUUCCUAUAAAGAUUACCUCAUUUCACAGUUAUUUAACCACUCAUCAAUCAAAAAUUAUCUAGUCAACUGCUCGUACUUACUCGUCGAGUUAAAAAUUAAACUUAAUACUGUUACUCUUACUUAUAUUACUCACAAGUUUGCUAGAUCAUACAAAUAAUAUUAAAAUUCUAUAUUUUUGAUCUCGUAGUAACCAGCAAUUUUAAAAUAAGUGCUGAACGAUUAUGUUGUUAACAAAAACAGUUGUUAUCACGAGUAAAACCAGCAGUUGAACAACAACAAAUAAAGACAAACUUCAAUCCAAAUCAUAAAAUAUCGUUCAAAGAUUUAAUACAAAAAAGGGAUUAUACAGGAGCUUUGACAAUUUUAAAAUUUGAUUUAGAAAAAAAUAAGGAUGAUAUAGAACUAGAACAAUGGAUUGCAUAUUGUUACUUUCAUUUAGGCGAUUACAAAAAUGCUAUGUUUAUUUAUAAAAAACUUAGUGAACAAAUAAAAACAAAACAAAUAUUAGCCAAUUUAUCAUGUUGUUAUUUUUACUUAGGCAUGUACCCAGAAGCUGAUGAGGUAUUACAAAAAUCUGAUUUUUCCGAAGUGAAAAUUCGACUACAGUUUCAUUUGGCUCACAAACAAAGUGACGAAAAAAAGCUAAUGGAAUUUCAUGAGCUUCUAGCUGAUGUUGUUGAAGAUCAACUAUCUUUAGCUGCUAUACAUUAUUUAAGAUCACAUUACCAAGAAGCAAUAGAUUUAUACAAAAAAUUAAUGAUGAACAAUAGAAAAUUGUUAGCACUUAAUGUGUAUAUGGCCCUUUGCUACUACAAAUUAGAUUUUUAUGAUGUAUCUCAAGAAAUAUUAGAUGUAUAUAUAAAAAAAUACCCAGAUUCAAUGAUUGUUUUAAAUCUGAAAGCCUGUAACGUGUACAGACUUUAUGAUGGAAAGGCAGCAGAAGGAGAGUUAAAAAACCUUAUAGCCAAGCGUUCUUCAACUUUUAAAUUUUGUGAAGAUUUAAUUAAACAUAAUAUGGUUGUUUUUCGAAAUGGAGAAGGAGCAUUACAAGUAUUGCCACCUCUUGUAGACAUUUUACCUGAAGCAAGACUCAAUUUAGUUAUUCAUAAUUUAAAACAAGGGAAUAACGAAGAAGCUUAUGAAUUAAUCAAAGAUUUAGAACCUGCCAGCCCGCAAGAAUAUAUACUCAAAGCUAUUGUUAAUGUUGUUAUUGGUCAAGAAAAAGAAGAUGUAAAUAAUUUAAAUAAUAGGAAACAAAUUGAAGUGGGACAACAAUUAUUUAAUUUGGUUGGUAGCAGUUCAAGUGAAUGCGACACAAUACCAGGGAGACAAUGCAUGGCGUCAGCCUUUUUUUUAGAGGGUCGUUAUGACGAAGUCAAUUUAUAUUUAAAUUCCAUAAAGAGUUACUUUUCAAAUGACGACAACUUUAAUUUCAAUUUCGCUCAGGUGAAACUAGCAUUGGGCGAAUACAAAGAUGCUGAAGACAUGUAUUUACAAGUUAAAAAUAAUAAAAUAGUAGAAAACUUUCUAUACAUAAGUCAUUUGACUCAUUGCUUUAUAAUGAACAAAAAACCUCAAUUAGCGUGGGAUUUAUAUUUAAAAAUGGAAAAUUCUAAAGAUUCAAUCAUUAUACUGCAGUCAAUAGCAAAUGAUUGCUACAAGACUAAUCAAUUUUGGCAUUCGGCUAAAGCUUUCGAUAUGUUGGAAAAAUUAGAUUUAUUACCUGAGUAUUGGGAAGGCAAAAGGGGAGCUUGCGCUGGAGCUUUUCAACAAAUUGUUCUUGGAAAACACUCAAAUGAACAAGUGGCAGAUAUAAUUCAGCUUCUACGAAAUUCAGCUAAUUCUCAAGUUGAAAAUAUGAUACGAAUGAUAAAGAAAUGGGCAAAAAAUAACAAAAUAAUUGUUUAAAAAAAUUCUUGAUUUUAUUUUUUUUUAUUAAUAUUAAUAAAUUAUAUCAAAUCUGUGUCUCUUUCAAGUAACAUAUUUAUAAAUUUCAUUACUUUAUUUAAGAGCUUACGUGAACUCUUUCUUAAUUUAGACAGGUUAGCAUUCCACUAAGCUAUACCUUUCUUUUCUAUU
Molecule: messenger RNA, 2128 nt
Organism: Daktulosphaira vitifoliae (grape phylloxera)
Lineage: Eukaryota; Metazoa; Arthropoda; Insecta; Hemiptera; Phylloxeridae
Gene: Ttc26
Product: intraflagellar transport protein 56
Exons: 10
Coding region: 506-1957 (483 amino acids)
Biological process (GO): intraciliary transport involved in cilium assembly; intraciliary anterograde transport
Cellular component (GO): ciliary basal body; intraciliary transport particle B; ciliary base
Molecular function (GO): intraciliary transport particle B binding; protein binding
Source: RefSeq, a predicted model, not a curated record